UUGAGAAGUUCUUCUGUCCUCGGCCCUCCCCUCCUUUGACAGUUUUCUUAUUUCACCACAUCUUCUAAUGAUUUCCUCUCAAGCCAGGGGAACUAGGGAAUUGGAAUUCCCCCGAAGUCAGUGAAUCUAAUGUUUUCUUUAGGCACGUGAUCCGAGAUUGCGAAAAAUGGGAGAGAGGAGCCUACAAGCAGCAGCCAGAGAAGGGGGGCAAGGAGAGGAAGCAACUGACUGGAGCCGAUAUUCUUCAGAAAUUUCUCCAGAUUUCUGCCACCAUGAAGUUCUGGCUGAUCCUCCUAGGCCUGGCCACAACUCUGAUACCAAGCUUCUCACAGGAGGUGCCAGAAGACAGCAUAAGAGAAGCUGAGAAUGAUGGAGCUGAGCCGACUCAACCCACAAACAAUGGCGGAUGGAAUUGGUCCUGGAAUUGGCCACCCAUCUUCAGACAGGUGCCAGAAAAGACCAUAAGAGAAGCUGAGAAUGAUGGACCUGAGCUGACCCAGCCCACAAAUAAUGGCGGAUGGAAUUGGCCCUGGAAUUCCUUUGGACAGGGUCCUGAGGUUACAGAAGAGCCAGUCCGGACAACAAGCAGCAGCAACAACAACAACAAGGAAACCGGAACAUGGUACCCGUUCAACUUCAGCAAGUUCCUUAAAUUUUGGGACUCUCAGGGGAUUCCAGUUGAGAAUGAAGAGAAUGUUACAGCAGAGCCAGCCCCAACAAAACCAACAACAGCAGAGGCAACUACACCUAAACAGCGCCAACCACGCAUCAAUCCAUGGGCCACGUGCGCUCGUGCCACUACAGAGGAUGAAAAGAAGUUGUUUGAGGCUCUAACUGAAUUUUCUGUGGAGUUCUAUAAAGCAGCAAUCCGACAUGAGAACCAUGGCUCUAACUUGAUCUUUUCACCCUUCAGUGUCGCAGUGAUGCUCUCCAACCUAUUGCUGGGCACCUGCGAUCAAACCAAGGACCGUCUUGAGAGGCUUCUCUUUUAUCCUGAAGGAUUCACAUGUGUCCAUAGAGCACUAGAGAGUCUCCAGAAAUCAGAGGCCUUGACCUCCGCCAAUGCAAUGUUUUUCCAACCAGGUCUCCCCUUGGAAAAUGAUUUCCGCAACCUGACAAGGAUGUUCUAUAAAACCAAAAUGGCUCACCUUACUAAUAACAGCAACCAGGAUGUGACCGACAUCAACAGUUGGGUGAGCCAAAGUACUAACAAGAAGAUCAAGAAGAUUGUGAACGAGCUGGAUUCUGAUGCCAAGAUGAUACUCCUCAAUGCUGUCUACUUCCACUCCAAGUGGAAGGAAAUGUUUGUAGUGAAAGACACAAAGAAGGGAAAAUUCUACCGCCCAGGCUUAUCUCCCAUCAAUGUUCAAAUGAUGAUGAAUAAGAAGUACCCAAUGGCCUCCUUCAUUGACCACAGCCUGCAGGCUAAGGUUGGCCGACUGCAGCUGUCUAACAACAUGAGCCUGGUCAUCAUCAUGCCCCGCUCCAUAACUCAAAAUCUCACCGAGGUGGAGGAGCGCCUCAGCGCAGUUGUCUUCAAGUCAGUGAUGACCAAGCUGGAGAGCAGCCAUAUCAAGCCUACCGUCGUAUACCUACCCAAAUUCAAGGUGGACACUUCCCAGAACCUCAUGGACAUAAUUGGAGAUAUGGAUUUUGGCUUUUUCUAUGAUGCUGAUCUGUGUGAGAUCUCCACGGAUAAGGAAUUGGCUGUGUCCAGUGCUCACCACAGGGCUGUGCUGGAAAUCAAUGAGGAAGGAGUGGAGGCGGCGGCUGCCACAGUUGUCUCCCUGGCACGCACGGCCAAUAUCUUUGAAGUGUCUCAGCCCUUCCUUGUUGCAGUGAUGAGGGAUAAUGGGUUCCCAGUCUUCAUGGGGCGCAUCAACUACCCACAGGCAGAAUAACGUUCUCCUCCUUGCUCCUGUCAGCUUCUGCCAGACACCCACAGGAUUGCCCCUGGCUCAACCUUCACUAUUUACACAUGAAGCCUUGUGCAAGUGGCUGUAUCAUGUUCCUUUGGUAUCCCCCCUUUUAUUAUUUUGCAUUAUAAUUUUAUCCUCCCAUUCCUAUGCCUUUAAUAAAAAAAGCUGGUUUCCCUCCC
Messenger RNA from Zootoca vivipara (common lizard), 2098 nucleotides. RefSeq names its product serpin family G member 1 (gene SERPING1). Gene Ontology annotation, biological process: negative regulation of endopeptidase activity. Gene Ontology annotation, molecular function: serine-type endopeptidase inhibitor activity. The record is from RefSeq and is a predicted model, not a curated record. NCBI's taxonomy places the organism in Eukaryota, Metazoa, Chordata, Lepidosauria, Squamata, Lacertidae.